AUGUCGACUCCCUCGACUGCCCUGCCAACGUUCUACUGGCUCGUAUUUGGCGUCUACGAGCCUUUGCUCACAUCGCUGGGAUUCAUGGGAGCGGUGUUCGAUCCGAAGCGGACUUAUGACCAGCAAGCACCAUGGCCCGCAGGCGGACCACCAGAUGCGAUGCCGCUGGCGACGCGCGUUACCAUCCUGCAGCUAGGCCAUGUUGCAGGCCUUCUUGGCCUGCUCAACUUCUUCGUUCUUUCCGCAUGCCGUAAAUACCUCGCUUCUCAACCAGCGUUGCAAGAAAAGAUCGUCGGCGCGCUGCUAAAGCCACUCCUGUUAGGAGACUUCCUGCACAUCGGAAUCACCUUGUGGGCGUUGGGAGAUAGCCGUUGGGACAUAGCGAGUUGGGGUGGUGUCCUAUGGAUCACGAUUGUAACGGGAUUCAGUCUAAUGAUUCCGAGGAUUACCUGGCAUCUGGGGAUUGGGCGCUAUGUAGAAAGGAGGGAUGGGCGUCCUGGAAAGAGCGUUUAG
Messenger RNA from Laetiporus sulphureus 93-53, 513 nucleotides. RefSeq lists its product as uncharacterized. Lineage: Eukaryota; Fungi; Basidiomycota; Agaricomycetes; Polyporales; Laetiporaceae. The transcript is spliced from 2 exons. The record is from RefSeq and is a predicted model, not a curated record. Bases 1 to 513 code for a protein of 170 amino acids.